AUGUCUGCUGUCGAUACUUCAGAAAUCAGUACUUCUAUUCGUAAUGCAGUUCAUCAUUUAAAACAACUCGGUGAGUCUCUUGAAAUCAAUACAUUUAACGAUACUGAUUUAAAUAACAUCGAUCAUGUUGCUGAUACACUUAUGGCUUUGGAAAAAGAAAUCUUAAAAUUAUACGUUGAUUAUGAAACAGAAUCAAUUGAAUCUAGUCGACUUCGUCAUCGAUUAAAACUUUUGCCGAAUUCAAUUAAAAAUGAAAUUCAAAUCGCUGUUAAUAUGGCAAGAGAAUCGAAUGUUAGUGUCAUACAAAAAUUACAGAAAGAACUCGAUACACUUCUUCAAAGAGUACGUGCAUAUACUGAUCAAGAUAAAGAAUUAACUGUUGCUAUCAAUUCCUUACAAGCAGAAAAAAAUGCAUUGCAACAACAAUAUGAUUCGACAAUUACUGACGUUAACCAUCGUGUUUGUGAUAAAGCUACGUUACAAAUAGCUUUAAAUGAGACACGAGAUGCUGUUCGAGAGACGAAUCAACAUACAUUUGAUUUAGAAGAAGAUAUAAUGGCAUUAAAAGAAAGUCUAAUGCAAGAACGAAACGAAGCUCGCCAGGAAAAAGUUCGUCUUGAAGACGAAAUCGUAACUACAUCCAAACGAUAUGACGAACAAGAACAAGCAAAUGAUUUACUAAAAAGAGAUGUUGAUGCUGCUACUCAUAAAGUGUCCGAAACUGAAUUACAAUUGCGUACAAUGUAUCGAGAACGUGAACGAUUUGAUAAUGAUAAUGCCGAAAUAAGAAAAAAAAUUGAGGAACAAAAUGAAUUAUUAGAAAUGGAAAAACGAGAGCAUGAUCGGUUAUUACAAGACCGGCAAGAAAAUUUUCAAUCAAAAAGAGAUAUAAUCAAAUUUUGUUUUUGUUUUUCAAAUAGACUUCAAUUUACUGAAUUAUGCGGUAUAGCAUUACUUGAUUUUCAAACGAAGAAAGAGUCACUUGAAAAACGAGCAGCAAUGGCUCAUGAACGAACAAAUGAAGAAACAGACAGAUUGAAAUCACUUAAACAAAAACACGAAGAAGUGGUUAAACAGAUUGAAGAACAAGUUCAAGUAUCAAAAAUUUUAGAACAUUCAAAAUCAGAAACAGGAAAAGAACUAGAAGAAAUAAAACAUGAAAUUGCAACUAAGCUUGAGAAAACAGCUAAACUCAAUUUGGAUAAUGCUGAAACAACAAAAGAACUUGAUUCAAUGAGAGAAGCUCAUGAGAUGAUGAUCGAUUCAUUAAAAUUACAACUAGCGACACUUGAAAAAGAACUUCAACAUAUUCGACAAACUCGUAUUUCGAAACAAAAAGAACGUGAAGCAUUACUUAAAACAAUCGAACAAACGAAAUUAACCUCAAGAAAUAAUGAUAUACGACAUAAUCGUUUUGUCACACAGACAACAGCUAAAGUAACUGAUUUAAGUGAACGAAAAUCAAUUCUCGAUCGAAAUGUUCGAGAAGAUCAAAUGCAAAUGAAUCAACUUGGACAAAGACUUUCAGAAUUAAAAAAUGAAUAUCAACAAAUGAAAACACAAUUUGAACAGCAAAUUAAAAUUCUUGAAGUAAAUGUUUCUCAGCAUGGAGGAAAUAGGCUUUAG
Rotaria socialis is the source of this 1626-nucleotide messenger RNA. The record is from the annotation of a GenBank genome assembly. NCBI's taxonomy places the organism in Eukaryota, Metazoa, Rotifera, Eurotatoria, Philodinida, Philodinidae.